Babesia sp. Xinjiang is the source of this 1068-nucleotide messenger RNA. RefSeq lists its product as uncharacterized. Gene Ontology annotation, biological process: protein insertion into membrane. Gene Ontology annotation, cellular component: membrane. Gene Ontology annotation, molecular function: membrane insertase activity. The transcript has a single exon. The record is from RefSeq and is a predicted model, not a curated record. Bases 1 to 1068 code for a protein of 355 amino acids. Lineage: Eukaryota; Apicomplexa; Aconoidasida; Piroplasmida; Babesiidae.
AUGCAGCACGUCUGGGCAUCACGGACGUUUCUAGGAUCAGGCGCAACGAGAUGUUACGGCGUCCUAGCCAAUGGCAACAGUAAGAGGGGAAUUUCGACCUUCGUCGGCAAACCUUCCGGCACUGAUACAAAGCAUUCAGUAAAUACUGAAGAAUCUGAGCUGUAUGAAGGCAGAGAUGCGUUGCCUUCCACGGGAGAAUGUUACGAAAGCCUAUACGCUCUAAUAGAGGAACACAACGGUACCACCAAGGGUAUACUACAGAAGAUGCUGCCGGUGGAAUUCAUGCGUGAUGUGUUGACUAGCAUUCACGAUGCUACGGAUCUAUCAUGGGCCGCAACUAUUACAAUGCUCACGCUGUCACUGAAGGUCUGUUUCGUACCCCUCUGGGCAAUGGGUGAACGCGCCAGGAGAAACAAUGCGCACCUCGUUCCUAUUGCUUUGGAACUGCAAGAAAAACUCAAGGAGGCACAAAAAUCUGGAAAUGUCAAGCAAGCUAUGGAGAUACAGAGGGCAUUGUACAAACAAAUGACAAGGAAGAAGUUUCUACAAGGCGCGGCGCUUCAACUUCUAGCAGCCGGCACACAAGGGUUGACCUUCGCUUGGGUAUACGGUGGUCUCAAGAUGUUCGCCAUCGAGCCUCGAUAUUGCCCGGGGUUUGUGCUGGAACACCCUAUGUGGCUAGAAAGCCUAGCAUUACCGGAUCCAUACUACAUAUUCCCAGCCACCCUGUGCAUCCUUAUGACGUUGAUAUAUGAGAUGAACCGUCGAACUGCGGAACAAAUGCGCAAAUCAUCGGGAGCUAUGAGCGCAGCGAUGCUAGAGCAGGAAGUGCGACAGACAAAGAUGAAGUACUUCACCAGAGCAGCCAUAGCUGUGUUCGCGUAUUUCAGCUGUAACAUGACGUCGGGUACAUUCUUCUAUUUAAUACCCUCUUUCGUGUUUCAAAGCAUUCUGCGGUAUGCCAGCCAGGGGGUCGGGGUUGCCAAAAUUCUAAAAUUGCCGAUACCAGCACCACAAAAGGUGACCAAGAUGGAAAACAGGCAUUUUCAAAAGGUCAAAGGGUUUUAA